Messenger RNA from Salvelinus namaycush (lake trout), 2962 nucleotides. It is a transcript of the gene tnfrsf1b, whose product is annotated as tumor necrosis factor receptor superfamily, member 1B. Gene Ontology annotation, molecular function: tumor necrosis factor receptor activity; tumor necrosis factor binding. Gene Ontology annotation, biological process: intrinsic apoptotic signaling pathway in response to DNA damage; regulation of T cell proliferation; negative regulation of neuroinflammatory response. The transcript has 9 exons. The record is from RefSeq and is a predicted model, not a curated record. Lineage: Eukaryota; Metazoa; Chordata; Actinopteri; Salmoniformes; Salmonidae. The coding region runs from base 605 to 2059 and encodes 484 amino acids.
UCCAAAAAGAGUUCUUCAAAGGGUUCUCCUAUGGGGACAGCCGAAGAACCUUUUUAGGUUCUAGAUGGCACCUUUUUUUCGAAUAGUGUAGUCCAUAGCGUUCUAAAGUUCGAGCUAAAAGUCUGAUGGCACCAGUUGCCAUAUCGCCUAUAACUCAAUCGCCAAUUUCUCAGCCUCUGAAUAUCACAGAAACACAAGACUUUGAAUGAAUAACAGAAACAUGUUAAUGACAAGACCCUAUGGCUGAAAUUGAUCAAAACAUGUAAAAGCAUGCAAAAAUGUAUAUUUUAAACAUAAGAUUUGACUAUAAAUGUGUUAACAUUUUAUUUUUAUUGUGUUGUGUUACAAAGGGUUAAUGAAAGAAAGUAUUACUGUUUGACACUGCCCCUGUUUGGGUACAGUACAUGGACUUCUUGAGGAAAUUGAAAUCAAAGGUUACUGCAGUGCAAAGACGCCCUCAGUUUCCUCAGCUAGUCAGCAGUUCAAGGAAACGCGCACUUUUGUUCCGGGUUGUAAUUCGAGCAUUCUUCUGUAGGCUACCUAUUCGGUUUCAGUAUGGACUUUUUCGCAAGAUCUUAAAGGGUCAAUAAUAGUUCAAUCAAUCAUGAUACUGAGGACUGUAAGUGGCGUUCUUACAGUAAGGAUUUUUCUAGCAAUCAUGGUGCAGCCUGUUGAGAACAUGGUGCACUUCAUGGUCCCCUUGUGCCCACAGGUGUACACUCUGCCAUACACACCAGACUCUGACGGAUCCUGCCGUAACAAAACAGCUGAAUACUAUAACACAGAUGUAAACCUGUGCUGCAGCAAGUGUACUUCUGGGACACGCCGGAAAGUUGUAUGCAGCUCUACCUCAGACACGGCGUGUGAACCAUGUCCUAGUGGCCAGUACAGCGGGACCUUUAAUUACUUCUCAAAAUGCUUCAGAUGUCCCAAGUGUUCAACAGAGAAAGGCCUGAAGUAUGUCCAGAAGUGCUCCAGCACCACCAAGACUCAGUGUGCGUGCCGGACUGGGAUGUACUGCGUACUGGGCCAACACCCGGACUGUAAGGAGUGUGCCAGAUAUACAUACUGCCAGCCUGGUCAUGGGGUCUCUGUAGAAGGUACCACAGCUGGACAGGAGGCUGGGACAGCAGAGUCAGAUGUGGAAUGUGCAUCAUGCCCCAAUGGAACCUUCUCUGACCAGCUCUCUUACACCCAGAUCUGCCAGCACCACACAGAUUGUGUGUCUCAGGGGAGGGACGUACUGACUUACGGUACAGCCACCACCGAUGCGGUGUGUGAUCCGAAGGUAAAUGGACGACUGGUCUCCAUCCUCCAAACCACCACACCUCCAAGCCCACCGACCACAAUGCCACCCUCUGGUAAAGGGCAUACCACAUCAAGUCUACAGAGCAUGGAUAUGUCUACAGUACCAACCACCCGAGGCUCAAAGCUGACAUCUAGUCCCUCUGAUCCACUGGUCAUCGCUCCAACAGAAGAAAAAUCACCAGGCGUUGACCUUUGGAUAGUUGCAGGUGCUAUCGGAGGUGUUAUGUUCCUGCUGCUGAUCAUAGGCACUAUCAUUUACAAGAAAGCCGUCACUAAGUUCAUACGUGUAUCUUCUACAGAAGAUAUAAAUGGAAAUUCUGAGAAGGAGGUCAUUAAAUGUCUGCUGGGGAAAGGAGACUGCAGUAAUGUCGGUCAGGCAGAGACCCAGCAGGAUGCUAUGAAGACCUGGUCAGGCUCAGGGUGCUCCACCAGCCUGGAGGGCCUGUCAAUAAGCCCCAUCCAGUCCAUCCUUCCACAGCCCAACAUCCUGGCCAGCAACCCCCAGCCCAGCCCCCAAUCCACCAGCCCUCUGGCAUCUGUCCCCCUAGUUAAUGUCAACAUCACUGUUACCUACCCUGUGGACAUAGGAAAUGAGUUAUGCUCCAGACCUACCAGCACCCAGAUAGACUCACCACAAGCUGACCCCGUGGCCCCUUUAUCAAGGGAGGAGGAGGUGUAUGUGAACAUGCCACAGCGAGAGGGUUGCAAAGAGGCACUUACGGCAGUACAGGAGUUUGGAAAUGAUGUAUGAGGACUGGAGGCAUAUAGGGGAGGAUCAGACAAUAGAUUGUGUUUUAGGGAUGUUUUUUUCACUAUGACUGUUGUCUCUGUUGUUAUAUGGUUGCUACUUGACGUACUGGUGGUGACUUUGUGUUGGUAGAGAGAGACAGAAUGACUGUUCAUGCGCCUCAGGUAGGAUUUCCCAAACUUUUUACAUUUGCAUAAGUUAUACCCAGGGAGGGUCCCAGGACCGAGUUUGGGAAACCCUGAUAUAAUGUGCUGUCUGUGCUGGAAAGUCUUGAACACCUGAUUUAGAUUGUCAGCGACUGUUUGAAGAAUUAUUGAUGAGUGAAUGAUGUAUGCAAUUACUGUGAAUGUUGUUGUAAGUAUACUGUAAAUGUCACACGGCUCAAGGUAUCCCAAAACCUUUAAUCAAAAGUAGGCAACAACCUUUCGUAUACAUGCCAUACUUUUUGGGGAAUUCAUCAUGGCCUGUGCCACAUGAGAAGAUUUCAUUUGUAUUCUUAUGAGAGGAGAGCAUGCCUAUACUUUUCAGAGUAAGGUUUUUUUUGUCUCUAUUUUAAUCAAACUGAAAUGGUAGACUAAAUGAAACUGCUUUGUUUAUGUUUUUUUUUGGCCUACACCUGUUGAAUCGUGUGCUUUCGCUCUGUAAAUAAGCAGCAACUGACUGGUAACAGAUCAUAUGAGUAAUACAUUCAAAACAUCAGCGCAGUAAGAAGUUAAGAAUGAUGGAUGAGAAAUUUUUGUACAAAGGGUUUUGUUUUUCUAUACUACUAUCACCACCUACUGGUGGAACUAAAUCUUUUUUUAUUACAGUUUAUGCACAUAAUAUGAUUUAGUAUUAUCCAGCAACUAUAUUUGGAUUAUUAGAGUGGCCUACAGUAAAAAAAUGUAAUAAAAAGGUUGAAAAGUU